ACAAGGGAAAGGAAAUGCUCUGACACAAUUGUCUGAUCAUCAAGGAAUCUUCGUUGAUACGUUUGGAACACUCUAUGUAGUAGACACGUGGAAUCAUCGUGUAAUGCGUUGGACUCAAGGAGACAAGAAACAAGGUACUGUAAUUUUGGGUGGAAAUGGUCAAGGAGGAGGAGCAAAUCAGUUCCAGUAUCCUAUUGGUUUGUCUUUCGAUCGACAUGGUAAUCUCUAUGUCGCCGAUGAGCUUAAUAAUCGUGUUCAACGAUUUUCUAUCGAAUAA
Rotaria socialis is the source of this 277-nucleotide messenger RNA. The record is from the annotation of a GenBank genome assembly. Lineage: Eukaryota; Metazoa; Rotifera; Eurotatoria; Philodinida; Philodinidae.